Messenger RNA from Lolium perenne, 3386 nucleotides. RefSeq lists its product as uncharacterized. The record is from RefSeq and is a predicted model, not a curated record. NCBI's taxonomy places the organism in Eukaryota, Viridiplantae, Streptophyta, Magnoliopsida, Poales, Poaceae.
CCAAGAUCUAUUUUUACAAAUACUGUUGAGAGGGUCCCUCAAUUCAUGAUUGAGAAUAUUACUAGUAAUACCAAUGCCGAUUUGGUUGCCUGCUUAAUUAAUUAAGAUACAAUGUAGAGUAAACUCAUUUGAACUGGUGAACCUAUAAACAUGCAGGUUAUCAAGGCUGACAACAUUGAUGUGGCUGUUGAAGGAAUUCUCAAUGAACUCAAUAGAAGUAGACAGAACGACAUCUACUUUGAUGGCUGGGAUGGGCUGGGGGCAUCUGCCGUCCUGCGAGCCGUGGCUCAGCGCCUGGCAUUAAAGGAACGGACCACGCCUCUAGGAUUGGAGUUUGAUCAGAUCAUCCACAUCGACUGCUCAAAGUGGGAGAACACAAGAGCGGUGCAGAGAGAAAUCGCAGAGCAGCUGAAGCUUCCCACCCGGGUGAUGGAUAUGUUCGACAAGCAAGACGAGGAAGAUGAUUUCGAUGGGAUUACUGAUCAAGGCUCCCGCACUGAGAUAGUCGAUGUUGCGGUAGAGAUUCAGAGGAGCAUUCAAGGUCGGAGAUUUCUGUUGAUUUUUCACAAUGGAAGCAACGAGGAGGUUGACAUAUCUCGCCUUGGCCUUCCUGUAUACGGGUAUUUGACCAACAAGGUGGUAUGGACAUUCCAAGGGAGGUUCCGGAUGAUGGACCCCAAGAUGAGAGAUGAGGUCGUGAAGAAGAACACAACAGAUGUUCUUCUCUCAGUUCCACGCUCUGAGCAAGAUCCACAACAUCUCUGGUCCUAUCUAGUGCACGAAGAGUCUAUACAAGUUGCAUGCAAGCAUGGCGUUGAUCCUACAAUAGUUACUGAAUGCUUCUUAUAUAUGUUGACACUACAUUGCACCGGUCGACGUGUAGUUGACAUUGAAUAUGAUUUGGCUACUCGUGCCUGCAACUAUUGGAUAUGUGAUGUGAUCAUACAGAAAAUCACAGAUAUUUGUGAAGCAUGGCAAGUCGGUGAAGCUCUGCAAGAUGAGAUCCGACUGGAUCUGGACUAUCACCACAAAGAAUUGCCCUCUCACUUGCUAACGUAUGCUGAUAACAUACCACACUGGACUUCACCAGCUCAUGGAUUUGUACUGGUCCCACCUGGAGUCGUUCCUAGGGGAAUGUUCCAACACUUUGACAAGCUUGGUGUGUUAAAACUCUCAAGGUGUAGCUUCAUCUUUUCGUCACCUCCAUUUCAAUGUUGCCAUAGCCUUAGAUUUCUAUGGCUUGACCACUGCCAAGACCUAAAAAGCACAGAUGCAGAAGACGGGGAACAAGAUGAGGACACUAGUAGGUCAUGGUCAUGUUUCCAAGGCUUGUACGUGCUUGACCUGCGCUACACAGAUUGUAAUUGGAUCUUGUCUUCGCGGAUGUUGGAUCUCAUGACCCAGCUCAGGGAGCUAAAUGUGAUGGGAGCCAAGAACUUGGACGGCAUGAGCCAUCUACGGGGACGACUGCGCAACGUUCGCAUUCUUCGGAUAACAAAGUCCUCCUUGCGCUCCGACCAUGUGUUUGUUGACAUGGAGAGCGUGGAGCUGCUUGAUUUUUCGGGAAAUACAAUUACAAGAUUAUAUGGGACAUCAACCAACAGUAAACUCAAGACUGUCAUUGUUUCUGGAUGUGACGACUUAGAAAUUAUCUCUUUCAAGGGUUGCAAAGAAUUGAUGAACCUGUUCAUGGAAGGAUCAUCGUUCGUGCGCCUCCAGGAGAUGAACCUCUCCGGCACAAGAGUAAAAAUCCUUGACCUCACCAUGCUCUUCAUUAGCUUCAGGCCAACCUCCAAGCAAAUCAUCCUACUCGAGAAGCUACGUACAAUCAUGUGGCCACAGGAUUUACGGGGCGAUCCUGGGCUGGAUGUUCUGCAGAUUGACACCACCUCAGCAUCGGCAUCAGCUAGCGGACGCGAUGUAGAACAUGCACAUCCACAUGGUGACCAAUCACUCCAACAGCAGAAAGAAAAAAUCUUCUGGGCUGGAUGGCAGAUUUCUCUUGCGGAUACAAGGCUCCUUAGGUCCUUUAUCCAGUAAGAAAUUUGAUAUACUUAGAACCCUUUCAUAUUGAUAUCUUUAGUGCAUCUACCGUUGGUCAUAGCAACGUCCAGGGAACAAACAACUACAAAUUAGUUACAAGUCCCACAAUGGUAUCGAAGUACAAAGAUGUGCUGAAGGGCGACCCCCAGUUGCAACAAUAAUGAUUUGGCACUGCCCCAAGAUUCCCCUAAAUCUACAGUCAGCAAAGAGAUGUAUCAUAAAGGUGAUCAUGCACGGGCCGGGCAACAAGCUUUUAGAGGAUGCUCUAGAUGCUAGUACCAGUUUAUUGCCUGAUUUUAUAUGUGACAUGGCUAGCUCACUGCACGUGUAUGAUAACUCGUACAUCGCUAGUAUCCCUGCACCAGGAUGGGAAAAUCUAAGAUGGUGCCGGGUCGAGAGGUGCCCUAAGGUGCACACUGUCUUCAAUGAUUCCCAAGGCAUUAAUGCGUCCUGUUUUAGGAAUCUGGAGACACUAUGGAUAUCCCAGCUUCUCACAGCACGCUACAUUCUGGAUCGGGCAUGUUCCCUUUCGUACCUGAAGUUCUUACACCUGGAUUGCUACCCCAUGUUGUUGCAUGUGCUCCCAGCCAACCAUUUAUACCCUUUUUGUUUGGAGACCCUUGAGAUAGUGUACUGUGGUGAUCUGAGGGAGGUCUUCCCUUUGAGCCUUAAGCUUCAAGAGUAUGACAAAGUUACAAAAUUACCUGAUCUGAGGAACAUCCACUUGCAUGAGCUCCCCAGUUUGCAGCGCAUCUGUGGGCGUAGGAUGUCUGCGCGUAACCUCGAGACCAUCAAGAUCAGGGGCUGCUGGAGCCUCAAGCGUCUGCCGGCCAUAGGACCCAACACCAAGCCACCGAAGGUGGACUGCGAGAAGGAAUAGUGGGACAACCUGGAGUGGGACGGGCUGGAGGAGAACCACCACCCUUCUCUCUAUCAGCUGAGCCACUCACUCUACCACAAAGCCCAGCUGCCAAGAGUAAGCAUACUAAGGUAAUCCAUUCCUUCCGUGAAUUGAUCUUCAGGUUCUUCAACCGACAUGCUUGUACGUUCACUCAUGUAGUGCUACCUACAUAAUCGAAGCUUCUUUCCCAUGUGCUGCUUGCCUGGCUUCAUGUUUGAUUGGUUUGCGGGUUCUCUACAUCUGCAUUGCCAUGCAUGGUGUGGCGAUGAACUUCCAGUUUGGCGUGGUUUUGUUUGGCUUGAUUUGAUUGUGUUUGAUCUUCCUUGCUCCAUACAUCGAAGUACUGGUCAUCUGGUUGCAUAUAUGAUGAUACAAGCUCUCGGGCAAAUGGGAAAUAAAACAGAGUGGGCAUUCAUCUUAUGCAGCAUGAGCCCCUGUGUGC